Fusarium keratoplasticum is the source of this 324-nucleotide messenger RNA. RefSeq lists its product as uncharacterized. The record is from RefSeq and is a predicted model, not a curated record. The transcript has 3 exons. Gene Ontology annotation, molecular function: single-stranded DNA binding; damaged DNA binding. Gene Ontology annotation, biological process: double-strand break repair via homologous recombination; nucleotide-excision repair; DNA replication. Gene Ontology annotation, cellular component: site of double-strand break; nucleus; DNA replication factor A complex. The coding region runs from base 1 to 324 and encodes 107 amino acids. Lineage: Eukaryota; Fungi; Ascomycota; Sordariomycetes; Hypocreales; Nectriaceae.
AUGGCCGAGCAAAUGUCCACCCCGCGCAUCACUGCGCCAUACCUCGACAACUUUGUCGGCCGAGUUAUCAUGCUCGUUGGCAAGGUCACGCAGCUCCGGGGUGACCAAGCGACUCUGGACUCGGAUGGCACAGUCACUGUGUUGCUGAACAGGGAUGCGCAUCUCGCCAAUGGAAACUCUGUCCAGGUCAUUGGAAAGGUCAACCCGGACCUGACGAUCAAAGUUUUGACGUCCCGGGAUCUGGGGAACGGUGUGGACUUUGGCCUUUACUCCUCCGUCGUCGAGGCUACACAUCGACACUCUUCCAUCUUUGUUGGAAAUUGA